UUUGAUUAUCAAUGCCCAAGACAACAGAGAAAUCGAGAGCAGGUCUUCCUCGCAGGGUUGUCAAAGUGAUGCCGGACACGAGGCUCGUAGCCCCUUUCUUUACCCUGACACUGACAAGUGUUAUCCACCACCAGAAUUAAUGAAUAUCCGAAAGUAAAUGAUACUUUUUGUCAGGAUUAGAACCAGGCGUAGUCGAGUAAACGCGAGAAAAAUACAACUCCUCUCGAAUCUCCAUCACCUACAACUAUGGGUCAAGCAUGGAGAUUUGUCAAUAUCGACAGACGCCAACAUCUCGGGGACUUGGGAAAAAUAGGCGAAAUCUUUCACUGUCACUUCACUGAAAUCACAUCCCUUUUGGCAGGCUCCUGGGCGGGGGUGCCGUAUCAUGUGUAUAGGAGACUAUAUGGGAGAAUGUCCACCGGGCGUCCUCACCUCUGAAGAAAUGGCAAAGAUCAAACAGUGUCCCGGAUACUCGGAUGACUAUCCGACUGGGAAGACGUUGUAUAGGUUCGCGUCCCAUUACUAUGCACGAAUAAAAUAUCGAACACGCAUCAAUCUACAAGGAAUGGUUCUGAGGAAUCUGACGAAGCAUGUCUAUGUCCAGCAGGAUGUGGUGGUCGAAGAGCUGAAGAGAAGUGGUAGAGGUGGCGAUAUUGGCAACGUCUUACUCAUGAACAUUUGUUGGUCUGAUGACCCGUCGAGUGCAAUGCCGGUGGAUCCUUCGGGAGGGGGCUGGGCAGGGGAUAGGUUUGAUGUUGUACCACUGAGCUCAGUGGAGAACGACGAGGAGGAUUGGGAGGACGUGACGGAAGAUCAGGCAAACUUACCAGAUUAAUACUACGCUUAAGUCGGGUGCGGGGUAGGAGACACGGAGAUUAAAUACUUGCUAUCGGCAAAGGCACUGAGAAAGCAAGCAAGCAAACACUACGCAAC
Molecule: messenger RNA, 933 nt
Organism: Desarmillaria tabescens
Lineage: Eukaryota; Fungi; Basidiomycota; Agaricomycetes; Agaricales; Physalacriaceae
Exons: 2
Coding region: 386-835 (149 amino acids)
Source: RefSeq, a predicted model, not a curated record